This is a messenger RNA of Strongylus vulgaris, 222 nucleotides long. Lineage: Eukaryota; Metazoa; Nematoda; Chromadorea; Rhabditida; Strongylidae. The record is from the annotation of a GenBank genome assembly.
AUGCCUUACCAACCUCCUGCGCCAAUGCCAGCUCCUCCUGCGCCAAUGCCAGCUCCACCUGUGCCAAUGCCAAGUCCACCUAGUGGGGGAGGCUACAUGGCACCCGCUCCACCAUCUGGAGGAUAUUCUCAAACUGGUGGUGGAUAUCAACGACGGCACUUCAACAGUGCGAAAUCGAUGCGUAGUAUGGUAGCCAAGAGAAAAGUGAUGAGAAAGGCCUAA